Molecule: messenger RNA, 2031 nt
Organism: Hydra vulgaris (swiftwater hydra)
Lineage: Eukaryota; Metazoa; Cnidaria; Hydrozoa; Anthoathecata; Hydridae
Source: RefSeq, a predicted model, not a curated record
AUUUAAGUAAAAUACAAGAAAGAAGUGUAGUUUUAUUGAGAAUUAAAAAAUAUUUCAUUGACAAUAUUAAUUUAAAUGAUAACCGUUUUCCAAAUGGAAUUUGUGGAAGAUGUUGAACUAAUUUAGUAAAAAUGGAUAAAGGUAACACCAAUAUAGUUUUAUGUAAACCAUUUGAUUUCUCUAAGAUCAAAGAAACGAUUCUUACUAGAAAUCAACAGUUUUGCCAAUGUGAUAUUUGCCUUACUGCUAGGUGUAAUUUAACACGUGGAUCAAAUAUAGAAAAAAGAGGAAGACCAAAACUCAACAUGAAAGUUUUACCCUCUCCUGGACCAGUUAAAGUUUGUAAAAGAUGUCUAAAUGUUAUUGGACCAGGAUUAGCCCACACCUGUUGUAUUACAAAGCGAAGGGAAAACCUAAUAAAGCUACUAGAUAAAGACGAUAGAGGUGCCGAAUUGCAAUGUUCAAAAACUUUUAAACAAAAGUUUGAAAAACAAGGCAAUUUAAUUAAGGUUGCAACAUGCAGAACUUUAAUUAGUAUACAAAGACCAAAAACUUCUUCUAAAGCUUUGUUUACUGAUUCACCGAUACAUACAAGUGAAGUGAACAAAUUAAAAAAUGCAUGUGGUCUCAGUAACACACAAGGUGCUAAAGUUUUAAGUAUUUUUAGAAGUUGGAAAGGUCGCAAAUCAUUUGAAAAAAAUACGAGAAAUAAACUGAUUGAAGAAGACGCCAUUUUAAAUGAAUACUUUGACGUGAGAUCUGUUAAAUUUGAUGAGGGUGAAAAGGUGAUGGCUUAUUGCAAAGAUAUUCUAGGACUGGUGGACAAUGUUGUCAAAAAAAGAAAUAUUUGCGCUGGAUUUUUGAAAAUUUGUUUAAAUAUCUUAGAUCGUUGCGAGGUAUCUAAAGAAAAGGUAAAAAAAUUUAGUUAUGACGAAGGCAUAUGUAAAGAAAAUACAAAAAUGGUGGGGUUAACAAACUCAUUAUUAUUGCACUUGUAGAAAAUUUGCAAGAAUCUUACGCAAAUAUGAAAAUAAUAAUCGAUUUUAUUAAUUUAAACAGUAUUAAAUACUUUUGUGCUUUCGAUAUGAAGUUGGCCAAUAUUUUUUUUGGAAUAGAAACUGCAGCCUCAACUCAUCUUUGCCCUUGGUAUAUAGCUAGCAAAAAUGAUUUUCAAAAUUUUGAAUUUCUAGGUAAACAUAGAACGCUUGGAAUGAUUAGAUCAUCAGCUAAUAAUUACAAAAAUGCUUGCAGAAAUAAAAUUAAAAAAUCAAAGUUAUCUGCAGUAUCCUAUCAUAACUGUGUAGACCAACCACUUAUUGAUUUACCAGAUGAAACAAAGGUUAUAAAACUUCUUGCUCCGAUGAAAUUUUUAAUUAUCUUGAUUCAUAUACAAAAUCUAAAGAAUUUUGUUUUAAAGCAGAGGAGUGGAAUGAAAAACUGGGGUUUAAAAGACCAAGGCUUCAUGGUAGGCAGUUUAAGGGAGGACAGUGUUCAAAACUUCUUGAUAAUAUAGAUAUUUUGAACGAUUUGAUCAAGUCUUUUUCACUAGAUAAUGAUGAACAACUUUCUUUCAUACUACAGGCAUUUAAAUGCUUAACAGAAGUUAAAGUUAGUUGUUUAGCGAUGACUUUAGAACCCGACUACGAAAUAAAAGUAAAAGAUUAUCAAGAAGCUUACUAUAAACUUGGAUUUAGAGUAUCACCUAAAGUACACGCUUUAGUAAAACAUACAGAAGAAUUUUUAAAAAUGAUGUCAAGUGAUUAUUCAAACAAAGAUCUAGGCUUUUUGGAGCGAAAAAGCCUCUGAAUCUGUUCAUCAAAAUUUUAGUCAGUUCUGGGAAAACGGUUACAAGGUAUCCAAAUGUCACAAAAAUUAAUCGAAAAGGUUGCAUAAAGCUAUUGUUACAUAUAACUCUCGUCAUACUUUCUUUUCUGAAAGUCUUACUGAUAAACUAUAUAUAUAAUUUAUUGUGAAAAGUUAGUUUGUAAAAUAUGAAACAGUUAUUUUUAAGUUGUUAUUUUAAAUAUCACU